GGUACUUUUGUAAACAAAAUGUUUAAUUAUACAAAACUGCACUAACAAAGAAUAAUAUGACUAGUUUAUUGAAGGAAAACAAUUAAUGCCUUCAAAAUUCCAAAGCUGUGAAGGGACGAAGUAUGAUUUAUUUAGAAAAUAUUCAAAAGAAUUGAAUACAUUAUUUGUUACUUCAUUGGAGAUGGUUUUUUUGUUCAUUCAUGAUCAACAAAAAGUUUUUGUUCAAAGACUAUGAUUUAUAAAAAGCAUGGGAAUUUUACGCAAACCUGAAAGUGCAGAUUUCUCAGCUAUGGAUCCUUCCAAAAACCCCAACAAGAAAUUACGCUUGGAUGUGAAUGCUAGAAACAAUUCACCAAGUGCUGCUGAUGAUUUAUGGGGUCAAGACGAUAUAACAGCUGAAGAAUUUGACAUGCUUGAAACUCAAGCAACUCAGUCUCAUAGAGCGCAAGACCCAGUUUUGCAUCCUGCUGGCGUUUCUUCGAGAAAUUUAAAUGGUGCAAAUAAUCAAAUUGAGCUUGAAUCUAUGAGGCAAAUGCAGUAUGAAUUAGAAGGAAGGAUCAAGUUAUUGACUCAGAGUGUUGAAAAAACUAAAAAAGAGCUGUAUGAGGAGAAGCUUAAAAAGGAAAAACUCGUAGCAGAUAAAGCUAAAGAGUUUGAGGUACAAGAAAGCAAUUUGCGCAAGGAAAUCGAGAAAAUGAAAAGUGCAAUGCAAUUUAAGGAUCAGGAAAUGAAAAGCGUAUAUUCGAAGGUUCAUAUGCUGGAGGACCAACUUAAAGAAAAACAAGAUGGGAACUCAUCUGUUUCAUUGAAAAGAAAUGCUGAAAGUUUUAAUAAAAGGUUUAGUUUUGGGACUGAAUCUAAAUCUACUGCAAGUGAAUCUAUUCCUAAAAUUCAUAGAAAAUCCAAGUUAUCACUUGAUACACCAUUAGGUCAAAUGAAAGGAAGUGAUUUAGUAUCUUUGCUACUAUGCAACAAAAUGCCUGUUUUCCAGUCUGAAAAAGGUCCCGCAAACACAGCCUUGUCGUCUGAGAGUUUCUUUUCCAAUAACUCCGGCUUAUUUACCAUGUCAGUUGUAAAAAUGAGCCUUGAACAAGAUGUCGAAGAGUUAUUUGAACAUUAUGAAAAAGUUUUGACAAGUCAUAUAUUUUAUUUACAAAGUUUAUGCACUAAAAGCACAUUGUCAACUUGUAAAACAUCACCUUUAUCUGCUCGACAUAAAGAAAUAUAUAAGCGGAAGACGUCUGUGAUAUCAUGUUUGAAAGAUGUACGAUGUUUUUUUUUACACAACCCUGCCACUCAAAGCAAAAGAACUCCCAUGGAAAGCAUAGCAGAUACAACAGAUGGAUCGAAUGAAAAUGCAGCUACUCAUCCACUUGUCUCCUCAGCAGAGCAAAGAACAGAAAUGUCUAACGGUUUGGCACUGCUGUUAAAACCUUUAGUGCAGCUUGCGACAGCAGAAACAUAUCCUAAUGGUUACAAUAAAGUUGAAGAAAUUGAACUGUCUCUGUGUUCUCUCUUAGCAUGUAGUUAUAAUUUUCCACAUAAACUAUUGAAUCAUAUGAAUGAAUUUCCUGUUUCUUCUCUAUUAAAUGUACAGAAUGACACCUCCUGCAUGUGUAUUACUUUAAAAAUAAUGGUUAAUCUUUUAAACUCAUCAGCGACAUGUGGAUUUACAACAAGGUUUUUUGAAUUCCUUAUUCAUAAAGCUAAUGGUUGUCUGAUCUGCACAAUAUGUACUUCAUUGCUACAAGUUACAUCUGUGUCAUUGGAGAAAUGUACUCUUCCUCUAUCUCUGGCAAUUGAUUUUUUAUCAUCUUUGUUCUCAAGCUCUCUCUUCUCUGAAUUAAAAAUAGAAUCGUCACAAUGUAUAAAUGAGGUUAUUCAGUGCAUAGUACCUUCAUUAUGGCAGUGCCUUUAUAAUGCUGAAAAGAGAAACUUGAACAUCAAAACAGUUUUGAAGAAAGGAAUUCUUUUUAUCUACUUGCUGUCAACUCUCAUUCCUAAUUUCAAAGAGCGAAGGUCUUCUGUUGAAAAUAGUUAUAUAUCAUUAGUUUGCGGCACUUUGGCACACUGUAAAGAAGACUUAGAAUUUAAAGAACUUUAUGAUGUCGUACAUAGUUUAUGGGAUUUUCAAGAAGAUAUGAGUGAAUUUGAUUUGGAAGAAACAAAUGAUGAUUCGUCUCAACUAGAUUCUGAAGUCCCUCAAAUUGAUGAAUUAUAAUAUUUUUGCCAUUAAAGUAUUUAUUUUUUCAAAAGUACAAAGUCUACUUUUUAAUUGAAGGAAAAUCUGUUUCCAAUAUUAAAUAAAAUGAGUUUGUUAUAUGUAUAUAUAUGUAUACUUUUUUUGUGUGUGUGUGAAAAUACAUUUAGUGUCAGAUGUGAGUGUUGUAACAAUCAGAUCAAACUUUUGUUUUCAAAUUCAACCAGUCAGGAAACUAUUAAUAUUUUCUGUGGUUAGCUUCUGAGCUGUGUUGUGUAAGAUGUUCAAAAAAAAAAAAAAUAAUAAUAACAUCUUACAUGGCACAAUCAGUUUUUAUUUUAAAGUAGGAUCAUUCCAUGUCAGUUCACCUGGCCGUGUAAACAAAGUUCACAGAUUUUAAUAAAAUUUGGUGUACACAAAAUUUCUAUGGUAGUAAAUAACCGUAUAAUUUUUUUCUCCAAUGGGUGAUCUGGUUUUUGUUUUAUAGGACCCUCAAACUUUUCAACAAAAAAAAAAUAUUUUCUGUCAUUCUAUUCUCUCAGCCUAAUCUACAUGUAUACUUAUUUCUUCAGUAAAUUGUGUCUGAUGCAGAAAUCUUUCAAUCUCUGAAAAA
Molecule: messenger RNA, 2813 nt
Organism: Uloborus diversus
Lineage: Eukaryota; Metazoa; Arthropoda; Arachnida; Araneae; Uloboridae
Exons: 13
Coding region: 248-2221 (657 amino acids)
Source: RefSeq, a predicted model, not a curated record